ACCGGACCCGGACGGCUGGGGGAUUCGGUGUCGCCCCUCGCCCUCCCCCUCGCGGCCAUUGGGCAGCCUCCGCGGACGGGGCGGGGCCCUCCCCAUCUCCCCUCGGCUCCCCUCCCCUGUUUCCCGGUGUGGGAACCUCGCGAGGAGGGAGGCGCGAGGGGCUGCCGAGGGGCGUCCGGUUACAUCUCCGCCUUCCUCAGCCUCCGGCCGCAGAGCUCCUCGGUUUGCGGGACGGCGCUCCGGGAACAUGUUGGCCACGGUCCGCCGGAGCGGAGCUGCGUGGACGCGGGCGCUGCUGCUGCAGCUGCUGUUAGCGGGGCCUGGGGGCUGCCUGAGCCGCCAGGAGCUCUUUCCUUUCGGCCCCGAACAUGGGGACCUGGAGCUGGAGGCCGGAGACGACCUCGUCUCUCCAGCCCUGGAGCUGAGCACCGCGCUCCACUUCUUCGACAGAUCCGACAUCGACUCGGUCUACGUCACCACAAAUGGCAUCAUUGCCAUGAGUGAACCCCCAGCCAAAGAAACCCACCCUGGGCCCUUCCCACCGACCUUUGGAGCAGUCGCCCCUUUCCUGGCGGACUUGGACACAACAGAUGGCCUGGGGAAGGUCUACUAUCGGGAAGACUUGUCCCCCUCUGUCACUCAGCUGGCUGCGGAGUGUGUCCAGAGAGGGUUCCCAGAAGUCUCUUUCAAGCCCAGUAGUGCGGUGGUUGUCACUUGGGAAUCCGUUGCUCCCUACCAAGGGCCUAGCAAGGACCCCGCCCUGGAAGGCAAGAGAAACACAUUCCAGUCCAUUCUGGCCUCCUCUGAUUCCAGCACCUAUGCCAUUUUCCUUUAUCCUGAGGAUGGUCUGCAAUUCUACACGACGUUCUCAAAGAAGGAGGAGAACCAGGUUCCUGCGGUGGUUGCUUUCAGCCAAGGUUUAGUAGGAUUAAUAUGGAAGAGUGACGGAGCUUAUAAUAUAUUUGCUAAUGACAGAGAAUCAAUUGGAAAUCUGGCCAAGAGCAGCAACUCUGGGCAACAGGGCAUCUGGGUGUUUGAGAUUGGGAGUCCGGCCACGGCCAGUGGCGUGGUCCCCGCGGACGUGAACCUGGGACUGGAUGAUGAAGCAGAGUAUGACGAUGAGGAUUAUGACUCAGUGACGCGUCUGGGCCUGGAGGACGUGGUUACUACAUCCUUCCCUUAUGAGGCCCCAAGAAGGGGAGACAGUGGCACGUACAACACGCCCAGUGACCUCUCCCCCCGCCGCAUGGCUACUGAGAGACCCCUCACACCUCCCACGGAGAGGACCAGGUCUUUCCAGCUGCCUGGGGAGAGGUUUCCCCAGCAGCAGCCACAGGUCAUAGAUGUGGACGAAGUCGAGGAAACAGGAAUCGUGUUCAGCUACAACACGGACUCCCGGCAGACGUGCGCCACCAACAGGCACCAGUGCUCUGUGCACGCACAGUGCAGGGACUUCGCCACCGGCUUCUGUUGCCGCUGUGCUGCUGGCUACACGGGGAACGGCCGGCAGUGUGUUGCAGAAGGUUCCCCCCAGCGAGUUAAUGGCAAGGUGAAAGGGAGGAUCUUUGUGGGGGCCAGCCAGGUUCCCAUUGUCUUUGAGAAUACCGACCUCCAUUCUUACGUGGUCAUGAACCACGGACGAUCCUACACGGCCAUCAGCACCAUUCCUGAGACUGUCGGAUACUCGCUGCUUCCCCUGGCCCCUAUUGGAGGCAUCAUUGGAUGGAUGUUUGCAGUGGAGCAAGAUGGAUUCAAGAAUGGCUUCAGCAUCACAGGAGGGGAGUUCACCCGCCAGGCUGAGGUGACCUUCGUGGGGCACCCAGACAAGCUGAUCGUUAAGCAGCAGUUCAGCGGCAUUGAUGAGCACGGACACCUGACCAUCGACACGGAGCUGGAGGGCCGCGUGCCGCAGAUCGCCUUCGGCUCCACGGUGCACAUCGAGCCCUACACGGAGCUCUACCACUACUCACGGCGGGUGAUCACAUCAUCCUCCACCCGGGAGUACACGGUGACGGAGCCCGAACGAGAUGGCACUGCCCCUUCGCACGUCCACACUUACCAGUGGCGCCAGACCAUCACCUUCCAGGAGUGCGUCCACGACGACUCCGGGCCGGUCCUGCCCAGCACCCAGCAGCUCUCCGUGGACAGCGUGUUUGUUCUGUACAACCAGGAGGAGCGGAUCCUGCGCUAUGCACUCAGCAACUCCAUUGGCCCCGUGCGGGAUGGCUCCCCUGAUGCCCUCCAGAACCCUUGCUACAUCGGCAGUCAUGGGUGUGACGCCAACGCGGCCUGCCGCCCUGGCCCAGGGACCCGGUUCUCCUGCGAGUGCUCCGUCGGCUUCCGAGGAGACGGACGGGCCUGCUACGAUAUUGAUGAAUGUUCUGAGCAGCCCUCGGUGUGUGGCAAUCACGCGAUCUGCAAUAACCACCCAGGAACCUUCCGCUGUGAGUGUGUGGAGGGCUACCGGUUUUCAGAGGCAGGAACAUGUGUGGCUGUCAUGGACCAGCGCCCCGUCAACUACUGCGAGACUGGCCUCCAUGACUGUGACAUCCCCCAGCGGGCCCAGUGCAUCUACACGGGCGGCUCCUCCUACACCUGUUCCUGCCUCCCAGGCUUCUCUGGGGAUGGCCGAGCCUGCAAAGAUGUGGAUGAAUGCCAGCCAAGCCGAUGCCACCCCGAUGCUUUCUGCUACAACACGCCAGGGUCCUUCACGUGCCAGUGCAAACCUGGUUACCAAGGAGACGGCUUCCAUUGCGUGCCUGGAGAAGUGGAGAAAACCCGAUGCCAGCUUGAGCGGGAACACAUCCUUGGGGCGGUGGACUCCCAGCGGCCCCGGCCGCCCGGGCUCUUCGUCCCCGAGUGUGACGAACACGGCCACUACGCGCCCGUCCAGUGCCACGGCAGCACCGGCUACUGCUGGUGUGUGGACCGCGACGGCCGGGAGGUGCAGGGGACCAGGACGAGGCCCGGGAUGAGGCCACCGUGUCUGAGUACAGUGGCUCCUCCAGUUCACCAUGGACCCCCAGUUCCUACUGCUGUGAUCCCCGUGCCUCCUGGGACCCACCUACUCUUCGCCCAGACAGGGAAGAUAGAGCACCUUCCCCUGGAGGGAAGCACCAUGACCAAGUCGGAAGCCAAGGCACUGCUUCACGCCCCGGACAAAGUCAUCAUUGGACUGGCCUUCGACUGUGUGGACAAGAUGGUUUACUGGACCGACAUCAGUCAGCCUUCCAUCGGGAGAGCCAGUCUGCAUGGCGGAGAGCCAACCACCAUCAUUCGACAAGAUCUUGGAAGCCCUGAAGGCAUUGCUCUUGACCACCUUGGGCGCAACAUCUUCUGGACCGAUUCUCACCUGGAUCGGAUAGAAGUUGCAAAGCUAGACGGGACCCAGCGCCGCGUGCUGUUUGAGACUGAUUUGGUGAAUCCCAGAGGCAUCGCAACAGAUUCCGUGAGAGGGAAUCUUUAUUGGGCAGAUUGGAACAGAGAUAACCCCAAAAUUGAAACUUCCUACAUGGAUGGCACUAACCGGAGGGUCCUGGUGCAGGAUGACCUGGGCUUGCCCAACGGGCUGACCUUCGACGCCUACUCGUCUCAGCUCUGCUGGGUGGAUGCAGGCACCCAUCGGGCCGAGUGCCUGAAGCCUGGUCAGCCCAACAGACACACGGUUCUUGAAGGGCUGCAGUAUCCUUUUGGGGUUACGAGCUUCGGGAAGAAUUUGUACUACACAGACUGGAAGACGAAUUCUGUGGUCGCUGUAGAUCUCACCAUUUCCAAAGAGACGGAUUCCUUCCACCCCCACAAGCAGACCCGGCUGUAUGGCAUCACCUCCGCCCUGUCUCAGUGUCCUGAAGGUCACAACUACUGCUCAGUGAACAAUGGCGGCUGCACGCACCUCUGCCUGGCCACCCCAGGAAGCAGGACCUGCCGUUGCCCUGACAACACCCUGGGAGUUGACUGUAUCGAGCAGAAAUGAAGAGUUCCUCGUGUGCUCUCCAAAGUAUUUCACAGCAGCACCCUUCUUGAAAGGGUCCAGACUGAAAACUGUCUGACCUGGUGGCUGAAUGGCCACCAGGCCCAGGUCCAACCCAGCCUGAGCCCCAACAGCAUUGCCCUCACUGUUCCCCAAAACACAUGCCCUCAGCUUCUGGAAUGCGAAAGCCUCUACUCCUACGCAAAGAAAGUCUCCCUGAUCCCAGCCCUCGGACUGGCUUAUACAGCCCUGAGUGAGGAUUAUAUGCCCCGUCCUGGUGCUGGAAACUGGCCCCAACCUUCAUGCCCCCAUGGUGAGCAGAGCUUCCCCAGGCCUGAGCUGCCCCACUUCCUGUGGCCUUACGAGCUCAGCCUCACUUUGAGACACCCAUCGUUCCUUCAGCUGCUGGACACAACAAGGCUGUGAGCGAAGGAGGGAGUUUGCUCUCCCACAGUUUUUCUUGGUGCUCUGAUUUCCCUCUUUAUACUCCUAGCAUUUAACCCCUGAGUUCUACAUCACCUGCAUCCUGCGCAAGGCAGGAAGUGAGCAAGCCCUGCCUUUUGGCCAAAACUCACCCUGUCCAAAAGAUAUAUGGGUAUUUGGUGGAUGAUACUGAGCAGCCUCUCCCAGAUAAGUUACUGGCAUUUCUGCAGUAGUUGUUGGUAGUCAAAGGCUUAAAUCAAGAGUGUCCAGAGAAAUUCAAGGUGCAGAGUCAGAUAUUUGAGGAUGGGGAUUUUAUUGAUGUGCCUUAAAUUAUACCAAAGAUUACCAAAGUAUUCCUUUUUAUCCAAAGCACUUGGAUCGUAGCAUCUGGUUCUUGGGGCAGCACAGCCCCACUGCUGCCACCUGUGUCCAGCCUCCACAUGGAGACCCAUCUGAGAUACAGGCUGGGGCUGGUACCAGUGACCCCCUGUAGUCCCUCACAUCUGCCCUCCACCCACGAGAGCCGAUCUACAAUCAGCCACGAGCUCUGUGCUCCUUUGUUUAUCCUCCAUCCAUGGCCCUUGCUCGCUGUAUUCUCAUCCAAAGACACAAUCCAGGAAGGCCAAACUGAAUGUUAGUCCUCCAGACACUUUGUUGCUCCUUGGUGUAAUUAAAAGGACCAUUACCACAUUUCACAUUUAUGUUUCUAGAGCUUGUGUAGAAAACAUUUCCUGACCAUAUAUAGCUAGUGUUACUUUUUUUUGGAGGGGUGGUCACUGCUUCCCAAAGUCCUAAAAGAAUAGAAAUUUUGAAUUGAAAGCUAAGGAUAAGGAAUUUGAGUCGGUGAAGAUUGGGUUAAGGGAAGUGAGACGACUCAGUGAAAAGUAUCACAAAGAGAUUGACCAAGAGCAGGAAUGAAAAACCCAAGAGGAAGGAUAAAGGAGAAGAUUUAACAAUAGCAAUAAGAAAAGCUUUUAAAUAAUGCCAAAGAAAAAAUGGUAUGUUCUUUGCCAGAGGACACUUCUACACUUAACGACAUGGAAGAAUUUCCCUGUUUUUCUUCUUAAGGAAGAUAUCCCUCUUCUAAUCUGCAAACCUCAGUACCCUGAACUCCCCGCUACACACACCUCUUUUCUGCAGCACAUAGGAGCCUGAAUGGAAAGACCCUUUCCUUGAAUAACUGAAGUUUGUUUUGAGAAGCAACUAUAUUCCCAAGAAUCACAAGGUUUGGGGAACACAUGAGUCUUUUUUAUAGC
This is a messenger RNA of Cervus elaphus (red deer), 5649 nucleotides long. It is a transcript of the gene NID1, whose product is annotated as nidogen 1. The transcript has 20 exons. Bases 248 to 3973 code for a protein of 1241 amino acids. Gene Ontology annotation, biological process: cell-matrix adhesion. The record is from RefSeq and is a predicted model, not a curated record. Gene Ontology annotation, molecular function: calcium ion binding. Lineage: Eukaryota; Metazoa; Chordata; Mammalia; Artiodactyla; Cervidae.